Molecule: messenger RNA, 7029 nt
Organism: Eleginops maclovinus (Patagonian blennie)
Lineage: Eukaryota; Metazoa; Chordata; Actinopteri; Perciformes; Eleginopidae
Gene: adar
Product: adenosine deaminase RNA specific
Exons: 17
Coding region: 463-4743 (1426 amino acids)
Biological process (GO): adenosine to inosine editing; RNA processing
Cellular component (GO): cytoplasm; nucleolus
Molecular function (GO): tRNA-specific adenosine deaminase activity; double-stranded RNA binding; double-stranded RNA adenosine deaminase activity
Source: RefSeq, a predicted model, not a curated record
UCGAAACUUAACUCGUGUUUAUUGGGCUUGCAAUAUUGUUUUCCUUUCCUUACAUGACUCUUGCAGGGAUUGUACCCCAGCUUUCGUGGUGCAAUAGUUAGCAACGCCUUUUAACACCCUUGCAUAUAAGCGAGCAACGUCGCUGGUGAUUUUACUGUAGACAAAUCACCAGGAAGGACCUCUCCUCUUCAACGCGGAAGACACUGCGCGCUGGAUCACACUUUUGCUGUUAACUCAAACUGGAUCAUCUUAACUAUUUAUGACCGACAACGGGUUCCGUGCUUACUAUGCGUCUUUACGAUAUGACUUGUGAAUUGUUGUUGCUUACAUUAACACAUGCUCUGCGGAAACUGGCCUUCCCUGACGUUCCAUCAGGUCUGCUGUUUGUGCUAGAGGACUCACAAUCACACAGAAGCUGCCCCUCAAGCUGCACCGGCCCCCUUCGCGCUCAACCCCUGCGCUAUGAGCAGAGGUAGAGGAGGGCCCUACAAAGAACAGUACAGGCAUCCUCCACCUGACUUCCCGGCCAAGGACAAUUACUACAGACCUGGCCUAUCCUCCUUUUACCCUAGAGCUGGCCCACAGCAGAGCCCAUACUCAAGUUACUACAACAGCCCUGGUCGUCCUGUAGGACCCAUAGAGCCGCCCCCAGCUCAUUUCACCCCCUCUGCCCCCCCCCUAUCAAAGCACAAUAAAGUCACCCCUAAACCAGAGGUCCCCAACAGCUCUCAUUAUCAGAAUCACAGCCCCAGUCCUUGUCCUAAUUCCUUUCAGUACCAACAGGCAGAGUUUCUGAGAGGACACAGCUCUGAGGCGCCACAGUUCAGAGCCAAUCCACGUGGAGGCGGAGGAGGAGGAGGAGGCGGAGGAGGAGGAGGAGGAGGAGGCGGUGGCAGCAGCGGAGUUGCAUCCGACAGGUGGCCUAAUUGUUCGUACCAGCCACCAGCAGGAUACAACAGAUAUUCAUACCCCAACAGCAGCCCAAGAGGUAGAGGGGGGUACAGUCAAGAUCAGAGGUCUGUAUACCCAGGAGCCCCGAGAGGCACCCCAGGACCUCGACACCCUAAUCCGAACCAGUUACCAGCGCAGAAGCAAAACCAAUACUCAUGGCGUGUUCAAACAGACUCGGUGUGUGACGAUUUUCAGAAUAUAUCUCUUCAUCGAAACUCUCCCAACAGAGGAGAGAGGUUUGUCAGACAUUCUGCAUCCAGCAACUCAGCAAGUUCAAGCUCGACUAAAGUUAACAUCACUCUAACUUCUGACAUCCAGGACCGAGUUUACAGGGCUUUGGCUGCCUUGAAGCCGAACGACUGUAUCUGUGCAAAAUUGUUGGGCAAACAACUGCAUCUGCCUAAAAAGAUAGUGAACCAGGCUCUCUACUCUUUGGAGCGCUCUCAGAAAGCCUCCAAGCAAGGACUCCUCCCUCCUGAGUGGAGUCUUUACAGAGAGCCUCUCAGUGGCGAGGAAUAUCAAAAUUACAAAGUACAAAGUUCACCUUCCCAUCUGUGUGGUAGCCCAGGACACCCUGCAGAUCCUGAAGUCAAGGUUGAGCUAAAAACAGACACAGAAGAAAGCCGAAGAAAAGAAGAAGAGGACUGUGACACAGAAUCCACUUCUUCCUGCUCCUCCUCUUCAGAGUCAUCUGAGUCUGAAGAAUCCCGGUCGCCAGCAGAGGGUCAGCAGGAGGAGAAAAAUCAUUCCUGUGCUACUAGCUCCCCUGAUCCCGAACUUGCGCUUCCCACAAUGGCUGAGCAGAAAGAGCUAAUUCUGCAGUACCUCCUCACUUCAGGGAAGGCAACUUCUCUGGUCAUAUCCAAAAAUUUGGGUCUCAGGACUGCCAAGCAGGUGAAUUCCACCCUGUACUCGCUGGAGAAACAAGGUGAAAUAAUUAGGAACAAGGAAGUUACCCCUGCCACCUGGGAGCUCUCCACCCACCGCAGAGAGAGGAUGGAAAGGAGCAUUAAAGCCGCCAAGAUCCCUCGCUUUGAGGGGAGUCAGAUGGGGGAGGAACCCAGUAGAGGAGCAAAGGGAGGAGGCUCUGUUUUUCUCCCUUCGCCUCGACUACCGCCAAUCACAGGCUUCGAUCCACUGCUAGUCCCUGAGGGUUGGAAACCAGAACAAAGUCGUAGUGAUGGUCACGCUAUCAAGUCCAAAACCUUCCUCGCCUCAUUUAAAGAGGAAGAGACAAACGAAGGACAGUGGGCCACUGACGACAUCCCGGAAUUCCUCAACGCUAUUCGCAGAGAGACAGACGCUGGGAAACUACUAGCAGAUCAUAGUAAUAACUCUGUGGGAACUGUAGCUGUGUCGCUGGCUGCUCCACCUCCCCAGAACCUGUGGGCCAAACUACAGGAGGUGAGGCUGAAGAACCCUGUCAGCGGCCUCAUGGAGUACGCCCAGUAUCUGGGCCAUAACUGUGAGUUCCUGCUCCUCGACCAGUCAGGACCCUCUCACGAUCCGAGGUUUCGAAUGCAGGUGAUGCUCAAUGGGAGGCUGUUUCCUGUCGCUGAGGCGUCUAGUAAGAAGGUUGCGAAAAAGGACGCUGCUGCCGCUACCCUGCGUAUUCUUAUCACAGAGAUGCAAGGAGGGCCGAGUACGGGAGACGAUGGAAAUACCGCCAAUGUGGACCAAGCGAUGGAGGUACUCCCAGACACCAGUGUGUCUGAAAGCACAGGGGGCGGUUUUGGGACGACGAGUGUGGAAGGGAUGGGGACGGGGACGGGGACGGGGACGGUGGAAGGACCUCGACCGCCGCUGUCCCGCUCUCUGCCUGGUGGAAAGAAUCCGGUGUCGGUCCUGAUGGAGUACAGCCAGCGCAGCGAGAACCCCAUCGAAUUCAUCAUCACCGGGCAGGCCGGCCCUCCUCAUGACCCGAGGUUCAUGUACAGGGUGAAGGUCGGGGAGAGCUUGUUUGCAGAGGCCUCGGCUCCAAGCAAGAAGGCAGCCCGCCAGCUGGCAGCAGAGGAGGCCGUGAAAGAGUUAAUGGCUGACGGAAGACUGCAGCUCAACAAGCCUCAGUUGCCCCUGGGCUCCUCCAGUGAUAGCGACGGCAGUGGUUCUGGGACUACAUGUCCCUCUUUGCCCCCUCUGACUGCAGAUGAAUUGCGAGCAGCUCACGAGGCAGGGGUUGGGGACCUCAUUAACCACCUAAACAACAACGCAGUGUCGGGUCUUCUGGAGUACGCUAGAGCCCGGGGUUUUGCCGCUGAGAUCCGACUGGUGGGCCAGUCUGGGCCCCCACACGAGCCCAAGUUCACAUAUCAGGCUAAGCUGGGCGGACGCUGGUUCCCUCCAGUGUGUGCGUCCAACAAGAAGCAGGGAAAACAGGAAGCAGCAGAUGCCGCUCUACGGGUUCUGAUUGGAGAGGCUGAGAGGGCAGCCCGCACUGGGGAGCUAAUCCCAGCUGAGCUCCCUGUGAGUGGCAGCACUUUGCAUGACCAGAUAGCAAUGUUGAGUCACCAGCGCUUCAACGCCCUGACCACACGUAUCCAGCACAGCCUUCUGGGACGCAAGAUUCUCGCCACCAUUGUCAUGAGGCGGGGGGAGGGCCUUGGGACCGUUGUCAGCCUGGGAACUGGAAAUCGCUGUGUUAAAGGGGAGGAACUGAGCCUUAAAGGGGACACUGUUAACGAUUGCCAUGCGGAAAUCAUCUCCAGAAGGGGAUUUGUUCGGUUUCUGUACAUUGAGCUGCUCAAGCACUAUGACGGCACAGACGACAGUAUAUUUGAGGAAGCGGAGGACAACAAACUUCGAAUCAAAUCUGACAUCACCUUUCACCUCUACAUCAGCACGGCACCUUGCGGGGACGGCGCUCUGUUUGACAAGUCAUGCAGUGAGUCAGGGGACGACGUUGAGGGUCAUCAGCCUCUCUUUGAGAAUGCUAAGCAGGGCAAACUCCGUACCAAAGUGGAGAACGGCGAGGGCACCAUCCCAGUGGAGUCCAGUGCCAUUGUCCCCACCUGGGACGGCAUCCAGCACGGCGAGAGGCUGCGAACCAUGAGCUGCAGCGAUAAGAUCCUGCGGUGGAACGUGUUGGGCCUGCAGGGGUCGCUGCUCACCCAUUUCCUGCAUCCCAUCUACCUGAAGUCCAUCACACUAGGCUAUCUGUACAGCCACGGGCACCUCACACGUGCCGUUUGCUGUCGGCUGGCCAGAGACGGUGAGGCAUUCACACAGAGUCUCCCUCCUCCCUUCAUGCUGAAUCACCCAGAGGUCGGCAGGGUGAGCGUGUACGACUCGACGCGGCACACAGGCAAGACCAAGGAGUCCAGUGUGAACUGGAGCUAUCCAGACCAGCACAGUGUGGAGGUGCUGGACGGUACCAAAGGCAAACUGGAUGGAUUCAAGUCAAUUCUUUCCCCAAGCAGAGAUGGAUUUACCCAGGAGCUCAGUGUGCCUCCAAAAAGAUUUCCAAAAAUGAACAAAGUGAGCGUGUCCAGAGUCUCCAAGUCCAAUCUAUUCUGUCUGUUCCGCUCUGUGUGCCAGCGGAGCGGCCGCACCGAACUCCUCUCCCUGCCCUCAUACUCCCAGGCCAAGAUGUCGGCCAUGUCCUUCCAGCUAGCCAAGCAGCAGUUCUUCCGAGCUCUCAGCGGCCACGGUUACGGCGCCUGGAUCGGCAAGCCGCUAGAAGAGAAGAGCUUUGAGUCCGGGGAGGGAAACGCGAACAAUGGAGCGUGUUUCCCUGUGGGGUUCGCCAGCAGUAGAAACGGAGGCGUAGUGGAUAUCAAGCAAGAGGAGGCAUAGAACAGUGAUAAAGGGGGAAUCAUAAAUAUGUGGGGGGAGGGAAGCAUAAGGCAAGGGUGGAUAGGAAGGGUGUGUUUGAAGGAGAAAAGGACAAUCAAAUGUAGCCAGCAGCCAGGACUGUCUCUCUUCUGAUGGAACAUGGGUUAAAGGCUGCAGAGGAGAGCGAUGGGAAGUGACAUAAAGAAGAGCAAGAUGUCAUUGGCACACCCCGAAGGAUGAAGGGGUUACAGUAGAAAGACACAGCUAUCCAGACAUCCACGGGGUGUACAGAAUGAUGUAAACACUACAUGAAAAGGGAAUUAGUUUAAAGUCAGUCAAUCACCAUUGUCAACACAGCAACAAAUUUGGGUUGUAUUAGUUUAAAAAAAAAUGCUGAACUUUGUUGUAUACGGUUUAUACUUGUGGGAUGAGUUAGAAGUCCUAUUUUAUUUUAUUUUUUUGUCCUUGUAGUGUUUUGCAUAUGCUGCCAUUGUUUACCCACCAUUCUACUUGAGAUAUAAACUCAUUUUUGCAGGUUCUUUAACUGUGGCAAUUGCAGUUAUGACCCAGAUAAUUUGUCCUCUUCAGACCGCCGUCUGUUGUCUAAAGUAGCUGAGAAGUGCUGCUAAUUGGCAUUCAACCUAAUAUGACCCACCUUUUGUAGUAGUGUUUGUAAUUGUGAUUAAUUUAGAGUUUGAGUAUUCUGUCAUGCAGUGCUUAUUAUAUUUUUAGCUCUCUAUGUUUUGCUGCAUGGAAAUACAAACAGCUGUUUCUAGAACAGAGAGCAGACUCUAUGGGACGCCCUCAACAGGAAUCUUGAUUUUUGAGAAAUUGCACUCAUCCUUGAUAGAUGUCACAAGUAAACUUGCUAAUGAGUCUUUGCUCUGCACAUUCCCAGCUUGUAUUGUACAUAAGUAGACUUUUGCUUUGAUCAGCGGCGAAGUAAACAUUGACUCUUUAACAAUCGUCGAUCAGGACCCUUUAAGUGAAAGUAAGACUUGCUGCACACCCUGCGCUGUGCAUCUAUCCACAUGUCGUUGCAAUGUCUCCAUUAUCAUAGGUCAGCACGCCUCCUUUAAUCAGUCCAAAUAUUUCUCUGUGCUUAUAAAGAAUUACUGAUGUCAUGACCUCCAAGACGAACAAUAUUUCUGUUGUUAUUGCUUGUGUGUUUUUUAAGUGUUUUUCCUUUUUGUUUCUUCACUCCUGGCAAACGGUUUAUCAUUAGCUGGCCAUGCUAGCAAGUCCUGAAAAGUGUCAAGUCAAAAACUCUGGUUUACAUCUACAGUAGAUAGCAAAAGGCUUUUAAUUCUCUAGCAUGGCGAGUUGUUGAGGAUGGCUGGGUGAGGACAGUUUUGUUGUUCAAGGAGAGUGUGAUGUUGAUUUUGUUUUAUGUAGCUAGAAGGUGCAAAAUAUACAUCAGGUAUAUACAAAUACAUUUACACAGAGAUGUUACAGUGGGGUCCAUAAGCCUGAGUCCAGUGCAGGGAACGAAUGUUUUCAAAACGAACAGUUUAAGGUCAAAUACUUAAUUUCUCAAAAUAUUGCAUGUUUUUAUAAUAAAUGCAGGCAGGGAAAGGAUUUUGUAUUAUUCAUUUUUUUACAAUCUGAAAAUCUACAUUAUCUGAGAUGUGCUUUGAUAUAUUGAUGUUAGUUUGUCUCAGAUGUUUUUUGUUCAUAACUUCAUGACAUUUUAUUUAGCUUUGAGAUUGUAAAUGGCCAUUUAUUUAAUGGAAAAUUAAGGUUUUAAGCUUAAAGAAAGUAUGCCUUUUUAUAGUGGCGCCUUUUUUCUGUUCAGUGUGGAAUAAUCGUUCUUACGACAGUCCUGCAGUUCAGGUUUAACUGACUUUGUUAGAGCCUUAAGGAUGGAUGUGUGCUAUUGUUUGACCCCAUGGAAAACUUAGGAACAAUUGGACCGAAAGUCCUUUAGACAUGUUAGAAAAAACGGAUCAAUUCUUAAUGUUUGUUGCAUUCAUUAAAUAUAACGUUAUUUUUGCCAACUUUUAAUGUAUUUAAAUCAGAAGCUUUGAGAUAACAACAUUUUAUAGUUUUCAACAUUUUAGAUGUACAGUUCUCCGGAGUGGACUCAGACUUUUGGACCCCACUGUAUUCAAAAUAAUGAUCUUUUAAGUAUAAAGCUGUAAAUAUGUCUGUGUAUGUAUAUGUAUAAGUUUAAUGUAUAUAUUUUGUAAAUCUACAAUUGCCUUUCUAUAUUUCGUUCCUGAUGUUUAACUAAACUGCAAUGGAAUAUGUUGUUUUUUUACCAAUGACAUUUGGAAAGUUAAGAAAAAUUAAAAUGAGUAGCAAGGA